Fusarium proliferatum ET1 is the source of this 987-nucleotide messenger RNA. RefSeq lists its product as uncharacterized. The record is from RefSeq and is a predicted model, not a curated record. Gene Ontology annotation, molecular function: hydrolase activity. NCBI's taxonomy places the organism in Eukaryota, Fungi, Ascomycota, Sordariomycetes, Hypocreales, Nectriaceae. The transcript has 2 exons. The coding region runs from base 1 to 987 and encodes 328 amino acids.
AUGGUAUCUUCAAUUACAAUCGCUGUCAAGGACACUGAGUCUCAGGUUCUCGAGAAGCGUGCGGCGUUAUGCGACACGCUAGAGGCCAACACUUCCAAAGCCAUUGAAGUUUUCCGAGAUGUGUCCGCUCAAGAGUAUCGAGAGAUGCGACAAAAUGGCACAAAUGGCUUCAACAAACCACCUGAGAUUUCAGAGGCUGAAAACAUGACAAUUAAGAGGCGCGACGGCACGGACAUGGAGCUGCGUAUCGUCAAGCCAACAACAGGGUCUAGUAGAGGCUCACUUCUACACUUUCACGCAGGUGGCCUUGUGUAUGGAACUGCUCGUGGCCAAGACAACUACUUGCAAGCACUGGCCAACGCACUAGGUCUUACAGCCGUUUCGGUCGAGUAUAGGCUCGCGCCAGAGCAUCCUUUCCCAGCUAGCCAGCACGAUGCCACUGACGCAGCCCUAUACGCCAUCUCUGCGGACGGUGAGGACAAGUUGGGAGGUCCUCUUCGUCUAUUUGCAGGCGAGUCAAGUGGUGCUUAUCUCGCUGUAUGGACCGCUAUCUCACUCCGUGACGAUCACGGUGUAGAUACCAAAGCCACCUUGGCUGGUUUGUUGUGCAGUUACGGAAUAUAUGAUAUUUCGUAUACACCGUCCCUACUCCGCCAUAAGCGGAACAUAAUUGUCGGACGUGAGAGUAUGUUUAGGCUCAUGGACGCUGCGUUCCCUCCGGAACAGGUGGUUAAUCGCAAAGAUGCUUCUGUCUCUCCGCUUUACGCGGAUCUCAAGAACCUGCCACCCGCGCUCUUCUUGUGUGGUACCGAAGAUGCUGUUGUUGAUGACAGCGUCUUCAUUGGCGCGCGAUGGAGCCUCGCCGGUAAUAAGGCCGAAGUCAAGUUGGUCCCCAAGGGAUUUCAUGCUUUCUCACUAAUCCCGACGGGUGAAAUACAAAAGGAGGGAGUCUCAGAGGUUAUAUCCUUCGCACUGUCGGUCUUGUAA